Anguilla rostrata (American eel) is the source of this 2615-nucleotide messenger RNA. RefSeq names its product sulfotransferase 4A1-like. The transcript is spliced from 7 exons. The record is from RefSeq and is a predicted model, not a curated record. Gene Ontology annotation, biological process: sulfation. Bases 184 to 1038 code for a protein of 284 amino acids. Gene Ontology annotation, molecular function: sulfotransferase activity. NCBI's taxonomy places the organism in Eukaryota, Metazoa, Chordata, Actinopteri, Anguilliformes, Anguillidae. Gene Ontology annotation, cellular component: cytoplasm.
AACAGCAUCAUCUCCAGCAUCAACGACAGAAUACCAUUACAUCACUUUGCCGAGAUCUGAUUGGAUAAGGGCGCUGUUUUACAAACCAGCAAGCCAUCGUCUUACAUUCUCAAGGUUGAUUUUGGAGAAAGAUUCCCCCAAUUAACAAUAUAUUGAACACUUUCGAUUGACAAAAACUACACAAUGGCCGAGAGCGAACCAGAGACGCCCAGCACUCCGAUAGAGUUUGAGAGCAAAUACUUCGAAUAUAACGGAGUAAGGCUGCCUCCCUUCUGCCGAGGGAAGAUGGAGGAAAUUUCCAACUUCUCGCUUAGAAGUAGUGACAUAUGGAUAGUCACCUAUCCCAAGUCAGGGACCAGUCUGUUGCAGGAGCUGGUGUAUCUGGUGAGUCAGGGGGCAGACCUGGAUGAGAUAGGGCUGAUGAACAUCGACGAGCAGCUGCCAGUUCUGGAGUAUCCCCAACCGGGCCUGGACAUCAUCCAGGAGCUGACGUCACCGCGCCUGAUAAAGAGUCACCUGCCCUACCGCUUCCUCCCUUCCGCCAUGCACAAUGGAGAGGGCAAGGUGAUCUACAUGGCCAGGAACCCCAAAGACCUGGUGGUGUCCUACUACCAGUUCCACCGCUCCCUCAGGACCAUGAGCUACAGGGGCACCUUCCAGGAGUUCUGCCGCAGGUUCAUGAAUGAAAAACUGGGGUAUGGCUCCUGGUUCGAGCAUGUUCAGGAAUUCUGGGAACAUCGCAUGGACUCCAAUGUUCUCUUCUUGAAACACGAAGACAUGUUUAAGGACCUGGACACGCUGGUGGGACGUCUGGCGCGCUUCCUGGGCGUGGCCUGUGAUAAGGUGCAGCAGGAGAGCCUGGUGGAGAGCUGUCACCAGCUGAUCGAGCAGUGCUGUGGCUCCGAUGCUCUGUCUGCCUGCAGGGGGCGUGUGGGGCUGUGGAAAGACAUCUUCACUGUUUCCAUGAACGACAAGUUUGAUGCAGUGUACCAGGAAAAAAUGGGAGAGUCUGAUCUUAGCUUUGACUUUGGUCUUUAAAGACCCUGACCCUAACCCUGCAGACUCUGCCCCUUAUCCUGCAGACUCCACCCCAACCCUGCAAACUCCACCCCUUACCCUGCGGACCCCACCCCUUACCUUGCAAGCUCCUCCCCAACCUUGCAGACUCCACCCCUAAUCCUACAGACUCCACCCCAACUCUUCCCAGUAUGAGUCCCUCCCAUCCCUGGCUCCAGUCCCACACCACAGAUUUUAAAAUCCCACCAGAUACUCAGCUCUGUGUUCCUAACAUUUGUAAAGCUGAACAUCCUGACAUGCUGUCGUUGAACCAAUUUUAGGCAUCUUUUACAAUUCAUUAACAGGUGUGUCCUGGUUGAGUACUAUGGGCCGGGAUGAGAUCGGAAAGGGCAUGACAUCACCUGCCGGCCAGGAGCCCCUCAUCGAGCAUGCCCAAUGACAGCACUAGAAACCCCUGUUAUCAACCAGAAUCUACUGUAGGUCAGAAGCAGCGAGGACGGAACACAGUAGCUGAGUAUCUGGUGUCUAUUGAAUCUGUGCCUGUACAAUGAGGCUUCAAUCAUGGUGACACAGAUCUCUCUGGAUGGUGGAUAUCGCUCUUAUUGCUUGAUGGAUUACUAUUAUCCUUGCUUUGUAUGUACGUACAGUGUGUACACUACAGUAUUUUGUGUAAAGCCACCUCCCAUGACUCUGAAUGAGUAUUUGAGGUUGAUGUUCCAUGUGAUGUACAGAUCUAGCACACACAGAUUCUCAGAGAAAAUGUUGCAGCAACGUCAGGCAAACCUUAUGAGAACAUAACGUGCCAGUAGAGGAUAAACUGCUCAGGGUUGGUCAGUUCUGCACAGGAAGGUCUGGUCUGCUUUUUCCUACCACGACCAGCUACUGACCACACAUAGUUACUGCUACUGACAGAUUUACAUGGCCCUGUACCACCUUUCCUCAGGUAUGCUCACCUGUACCUUCAAAUUAACAGGAGCAUUCACUUUUAGCGAGUUAGAGAUUUAAUAACAGUUCUAAAGUUUUAAUACACCUUUUCAGGGAAAAGUCCCAUAUAUAGCCCCCCAUUGCUUCAGCCAUUCCUGGUGAUGUUGAAUGCACUGUCUGUGCAUGCUUUAGACAUUGUGGCUCUAGAAUUUUACAGACAUUUGCUAUCACUGCGUCUGCUUAAACUUCGCCUUUUAUCGCGGUCUGUGCUUAUCGGACCAUUUUUAAAAUCAGUCCUACUGACAACCACCCCCCCCCCCCCCCCAUCUUUCUAUGCAUAACCCCCACUAGCGUGGGGAAUGCCAGGUGAUUCUCACGUCAUACUGCCGAGGGGCAUUUAUACAGAACAUACAGUGUUCAUUUUGACGAAGCUUCCGUUGUACUUAUGGGUUUUGUGUAAAAAAAAAAUGCAAGUGAAUUGCCCAUGCAUAUACGUAAACAUGAGCAGAUUGGUGUAACAUUCUGAAACAUAUCAGAGCUCGAUGUGUACCCCUGCUGUCUCUUCCACAAGAACACUGGAGUUUAAGUCCUAUUUUUAUAUUGUCCUUGGUUCAUUAAACAGAUUCUUUUGCUUGCUGAUUUUCAAAUAAAGAUGUUUCCUCAGCGCUGGUGCA